Molecule: messenger RNA, 9683 nt
Organism: Chroicocephalus ridibundus (black-headed gull)
Lineage: Eukaryota; Metazoa; Chordata; Aves; Charadriiformes; Laridae
Gene: IGSF9B
Product: immunoglobulin superfamily member 9B
Exons: 23
Coding region: 193-4596 (1467 amino acids)
Biological process (GO): cell-cell adhesion
Molecular function (GO): protein binding
Source: RefSeq, a predicted model, not a curated record
GGGCAGGUGCGGCGCGGCGGCGGCAUGGGCGCGGGCAUGGGCGCAGCGGCGGCGGCCGGCGGCCGGCCCUGAGCCGCCCCUCCGGCCCGGCCAGCCCCGGGGAGCCCUGCCCCCGGCCCGGCCAGCCCUGCCCCGCCCCGGCCGGGCCGCCCGGCGGGCGGAAGAUGCUGCGCACCGGGGGCCGGUAGUACUAUGAUUUGGUAUGUGGCCGCUUUGGUAGCAAGUGUGCUCGGCGCCCGCGGGCUGCCCGUACAAGGUGCCCUCGGCUCGAGGGAGGAGCCCGAGUUCGUGACCGCUCGCGCUGGCGAGAGCGUGAUCCUGGGAUGCGACGUGAUCCACCCGCUCACGGGGCAGCCCCCUCCCUAUGUCGUGGAGUGGUUCAAGUUCGGCGUCCCCAUCCCCAUCUUCAUCAAGUUUGGGUUUUACCCUCCCCAUGUCGACCCGGAGUAUGCCGGCCGGGCCAGCCUGCACGACAAAGCCUCGCUGCGCAUUGAUCAGGUCCGCUCCGAGGACCAGGGCUGGUACGAGUGCAAAGUCCUCAUGCUGGACCAGCAGUACGACACCUUCCACAACGGCAGCUGGGUCCACCUCACGGUCAAUGCUCCCCCCACGUUCACCGAGACGCCGCCGCAGUACGUAGAGGCGAAGGAAGGCAGCAGCGUCACCUUGACCUGCAUGGCGUUUGGGAACCCCAAGCCCAUCGUCACCUGGCUGAGAGAGGGAGACCUUUUGGGUGCCAACGGCAAGUACCAGGUGAGUGACGGGAGCCUGACGGUGCUCUCCAUCACCCGGGAGGACAGGGGUGCCUAUACCUGCCGGGCGUACAGCAUCCAGGGGGAAGCCGUGCACACCACGCGCCUGCUCGUUCAAGGACCUCCCUUCAUCGUUUCCCCUCCGGAGAACAUCACGGUCAACAUAUCCCAGGAUGCGCUCUUCACCUGCCAGGCCGAGGCGUACCCCGGGAACCUCACCUACCUGUGGUACUGGGAGGAGGAGAACGUCUACUUCAAGAACGACCUGAAGUUGAGAGUGCGGAUCCUGAUCGACGGGACGCUGAUCAUUUUCCGGGUCAAGCCAGAGGAUGCUGGAAAAUACACCUGUAUCCCCAGCAACAGCCUGGGCCGCUCGCCAUCAGCCUCUGCCUACCUGACAGUGCAGUAUCCUGCCCGUGUGGUGAACAUGCCCCCUGUCAUCUACGUUCCCAUUGGGAUACAUGGAUACAUCCGCUGCCCGGUCGAGGCAGAGCCCCCAGUCACGCUGGUCAAGUGGAACAAAGACGGACGUCCCCUGCGAAUCGAGAAGUAUUCCGGCUGGAACCUGCUGGAAGAUGGGUCGAUCCGGAUAGAGGAGGCAACCGAAGAUGCUCUCGGCACUUACACCUGUGUGCCUUAUAACGCCCUGGGUACGAUGGGCCAGUCUCCCCCUGCCCGACUGGUACUGAAGGACCCCCCCUAUUUCACGGUGCUACCAGGCUGGGAGUACAGACAGGAGGCAGGGAGGGAGCUGUUGAUUCCUUGCGCUGCUGCCGGAGACCCCUUUCCCAUCAUCGCCUGGAGAAAGGUCCUCUCGAAAACGGGGGAACCGGCUGCCUUGCCGCGACCGGAGAGACCAGAGCCCUUGGUGGUGGCCGGCGGUGUCCCCUGGGCCACACAGGUAGGGAAGCCCAGCAGGAGCAAGCACAACACGCUGCCCGGCGGCACCCUGCAGAUCCGCUCCCUCGGCAAGGACGACCACGGCGAGUGGGAGUGCAUCGCCACCAACGUCGUCGCAAGCAUUACUGCCAGCACCCACCUUACCGUCGUAGGCACAAGCCCUCACGCCCCGACCAGCGUUCACGUUGUGGUCGCCAUGACCUCAGCCAACGUCUCCUGGGAGCCCGGCUACGAUGGUGGAUACGAGCAGACUUUCUCAGUUUGGUACGGCCCUCUGAUGAAGAGAGCCCAGUUUGGCCCCCACGACUGGCUGUCUCUCCCCGUGCCAGCUGGUUCCAGUUGGCUACUGGUGGAUACCUUGGAACCGGAGACUGCAUACCAGUUCAGUGUCUUGGCUCAAAACAAGCUGGGUACCAGCUCCUUCAGUGAGGUGGUCACUGUGAACACUCUAGCAUUCCCUGUAACAACUCCAGAGCCUCUGGUGUUGGUUACCCCACCGAGGUGCCUAACAGCCAACCGGACACAGCAAGGCGUCCUCUUGUCAUGGCUUCCUCCCGCUAACCACAGCUUCCCCAUCGACCGCUACAUCAUGGAGUUCCGCGUCGCGGAGAGGUGGGAGAUCUUGGACGAUGGCAUCCCGGGGACCGAGAGCGAGUUUUUUGCCAAGGACUUGUCCCAGGACACCUGGUACGAGUUCCGGGUCCUGGCGGUCAUGCAGGAUCUCAUCAGUGAACCCAGCAACGUUGCUGGCGUGUCCAGUACAGACGUAUUCCCUCAGCCUGACCUGACGGACGAGGGUCUAGCCCGCCCGGUGCUGGCUGGCAUCGUUGCCACCAUCUGCUUCCUGGCUGCUGCCAUCCUCUUCAGCACACUCGCCGCCUGCUUCGUCAACAAGCAACGCAAACGCAAGCUCAAGCGCAAGAAAGACCCUCCUCUCUCGAUAACACACUGCAGGAAGAGUUUGGAGUCCCCGUUGUCUUCCGGCAAGGUGAGUCCCGAGAGCAUCCGCACGCUCCGUCCCCCCUCGGAGUCCUCUGAUGACCAGGGCCCACAGGCCAAGCGGAUGCUGAGUCCCACCAAGGAGAAGGAGCUCUCCCUUUACAAGAAGACCAAGCGAGCCAUCAGCAGCAAGAAGUACAGCGUCUCCAAGGCAGAGGCCGAAGCCGAGGCCACCACCCCCAUCGAGCUCAUCAGCCGCGGGCCGGACGGCCGCUUUGUCAUGGACCCGGCGGAGAUGGAGCCCUCCCUGAAGACACGGCGGAUCGAGGGCUUCCCCUUCGUGGAGGAGACGGACAUGUACCCCGAGUUCAGGCAGUCGGACGAGGAGAACGAUGACCCCGUCGUCCCCGCUUCCGUCACCGCCCUGAAAGCCCAGCUCACCCCUCUCUCCUCCAGCCAGGAGUCCUACCUUCAGCCACCAGCAUACAGCCCCCGGUUCCACCGGGCGCUGGAGGGUCCCGGCGCCCUGCAGGCCACCGGCCAGGCCCGCCCGCCGGCCCCCCGGGCUUUCCACCACCAGUUUUACGGUUACCUCAGCAGCAGCAGCCCCGGGGAGGUGGACCCGCCGCCCUUCUACAUGCCAGAAGUCAGCCCGCUGAGCUCAGUCAUGUCCUCCCCACCGCUGCCCCCCGAGGGGCCCUUCGGACACCCCACCAUCCCCGAGGAGAACGGGGAGAACGCCUCCAACAGCACGUUGCCCCUGGCCCAGACCCCCACGGGGGGCCGGUCCCCCGAGUCCUGGGGCAGGGCCGAGUUCCCCUUCGGCGGCCUGGAGCCGGCCCCCGCGCCGUUCCCCCACCAGCUCCAGUCCUGCGAGGCGGCCGAUGGCUCCCAGCCCACCGGCUGCCUUCCUCGGGGGCCACCUCCCUCCUCCCUCCAGGUGGUCCCCGCGUCCUACCCGGGCAUCCUGCCCCUGGAGGCACCAAAGAGCUGGACCGGCAAGUCACCCGGCAGGGGCCAACCCUCUGUGCCCACCACCACCAAGUGGCAGGACAAACCUAUGCAACCCAUGGGAUGUCAAGGGCAGCUAAGACAUACCAGCCAAGGUAUGGGCAUACCCGUGUUGCCUUACCACGAACCGUCCGAGCCCGUCGGCCCCAGCGGCACAAGCACAUUCAGCCUGGACACCAGGUGGUACGAGCCCCAACCCCGACCUCGGCCCAGCCCUCGGCAGGUCAGGAGGGCUGAGCCCAGUUUACAUCAGGUGGUGCUACAACCUUCGAGGCUUUCUCCUCUGACCCAAAGCCCCCUCAGCUCCCGCAACAGCUCCCCGGAGCUGACCGCCCGCGCCCGGCCCCGGCCGGGCCUCAUCCAGCAAGCGGAGGUGUCGGAAAUCACCCUGCAGCCCCCGGCAGCGGUCAGCUUCUCCCGCAAGUCCACACCGUCCACAGGAUCCCCGGCGCCGAGCAGCCGGGGAGGCAGCCCCAGCUACCGACCGACCACCGCCUUCGCCUCCGUGGCCACCGGCUACUCCGGCUCCCAGGGCUCCUCCCUGCCCGUGGACACCAUGGAUGUUUUCGGAGACAUCCCUUCUCCGAGGAGGGCUGGCGAGGAGAUUCUCCAACCGGAACCGACAUCCACCACGGUAGCCGCCACGGGAAAACGUCCAUCACCGUCCGGGGACGCUGCUGCACCUGAGAGGCUUGAAGCUCUGAAAUACCAGCGGAUAAAGAAGCCCAAAAAGUCAUCCAAGGGCUCCUCGAAAUCCAGAAAACAACCCAACGGCUCUGCCUCCCAGGUUCAGCACCUUCCCAGCUCUCAGGUACUGUCGCCUGACGAAGCUGUCUGCCUCCGCAAGAAGAAGAGACACCCUCGUCAGGACCCCUUCGCCCGCCUCUCGGCGCUGAAGGACGACCUCUGCCACCGGCAGCUCCCCGAAGACCAGACAGCCAUUCUCAACAGCGUGGACCACGACGACACCGGCGGCCACGCCACGUUGCUUUAGCCUAGCGCCGGCCCGAGAAGGUUAAACAGGAGGGGUUGGAGGGAGCCGACAUCGCGCCACCCACCGGGGGACGGAGGCGACGGGAGAGGGGAGAAAAUGUGGAAUUGAGCAGCUGGCCCUCAAUCGCCGGAAGAAAUUAAAUGACACAGGGUGUAAUUAAUUGACAAGAAACUAACAACCCAGACGGGAACUGGUAAUCCCAUGAAUCUGAUUAUGAUAAAACCACAACCAAAUAAUCCCAGGAAAGCUCUAAUUGUGAAAAUCUCCCUGCCUCCCCCUUCCCAGCAUUCCUUUUAUGUGAAGAUAACAGCAACAAAACCAACCGUGACAUCUUUCCUUACCUAUCUCUGAAAGAGAAAACCAGAAAGACCCCGAGCCUUGGAAUCGGUCUGAGAUGUGAGAAAUCACUCUUUAUCUGUACAAAUGCAUUUGAACCUUGUUAAACGCGUACUCGGCACUGCGCGAGCACGCAGGUGUUGGGACUGUUUUCACCCAAGGGUGUUUCCCCCCCUAAGUCCGGUGCGUGUCCGCUUUGAUGAGGGUGGUUUCGUUUAAUUCUUCCCGACACUCCGUGUAUCGCUGCGGCAAAUGUUGUUCAGUGCUGUGUGGUAAUGUGAUUUCGUACUACGGUAACGUUUGUAACCUCUAUUCGUAACCGCCAAGCGGGGAGACGCUGCCGCAGGUGUGUGAGAGGAGGGGGUUUGGCUGCCUGGUCCCAAAAGCCUCCAUUGGCAGACGCUGAGCCCGGGCGAGAGCGGCUGGAAAACCCCCAGCUCUGCGGAUGGAGAGACGGAUGGCUCCUCGGAGCGACCGCGCAAAGCUAAGCCCAGCGUUUCGCGUCUGCUUAGAAAAUGCGUUGCGGAUGGUUUCACUGUUUUCCCCUUCUUUUUUUCCUGCUCCAGCCUGCCGGGGUUGCGUCCCUCCCUUUGCCCCAUCCGAGGAGACCCGCUGUUCCCCUCUCGGUAACGCUGUUCUAACUCUUCACCAGAAUGUAUUUCCUCUUCAAAAUACUUAGGGUAGGUUUGGCGGCCGGUGGUUUUCUGGAUUGCAUAGGCCUUUUUAUUUAUUUAUUUAUUUAUUAAGCAGGAAAGGUGUAGCCCGCUCCGAGAACAGCCGGGCUCGCUUUCCUGCUCUGCCUCCACUCUCUGACUGCGUGGCCUUGGGCAAGUCACUCAACCUCUCUGUGCCUCAGUUCUCCCAUCUGUAAAAUGGGCAUAAGUCAUAUUUGAGCACUUUGGACGAGCGCUUGGUCGCUGACAGACUGCAAGUGCUACCUACGUAAAUGCUGAGCGCUAAUACCAAGUGAUCCCUACCUUUAAAAUAUUUAGAGGUUUGUUUUUUUGUUUUUUUUUUUUGAAGUGGUAAAAUCAACCGCUGCAUCCAGGUUUGCACACUUCUUCCUCUGCGGUAAAGUGCUAAACCCUCCAGCCUGCCUGGGAAUAAAACACCGAGUGUUUCAUGUGGAUAUUCUUGCUUUGAGUGGAUUCAGGCUGUAGGAGAAGCGUCACAGGAGAAUCGAAGAGCCUGUAGGCAUGUUUUUUGCCCCAGGCUCUCCAUUUGCAUGUGAAACUUUUUGUUUAUUCCCAGGUAGAAUUGCCAAGAGAUUCUCCAAUCUCGCCUUUAAUUCUGCUUUGCCUUGGUUAUUGCUGUUGCUGCUGGUUGAACCUCGAAGGGCUUAGACGUUUGGAGAAAGACGUGAGCUCUCAAGCCGGGCGGUCGGGGAUACGGCUCUCCGACCACGCCACGCUCCCCGGGAGCUUUUAAGGUCGGAGCCUGUUUAUCGCUCUGCCUAGAAAUAAUCUGAUUUUAGAGGCUGUGCUUCCUAUUUCCAGCGGGAUGCUUGGAAACCUGCCGCCACAAAAAGCAGAGCCCCGCGUCUUUUCCAGUCUCCAAGCCCUGACUUAGGUUUGAACCGCUUGACGACGAGUCCUCUAAAUCGAUAACGAGAUAUUUCUGAGCUUUAACAACUUUGUGUAGGCAGUCUUCAAACCGUGAGCGGGUUUGUCUCAGGAAGGAGGGGGGGGUCUUCCUAGAAAUGCCCCUCUCUUUCCAGCCUGCACCAGGGCUUUUCAUUGAGUACGUGACGAGUGACCUGACGUAAGACCCUCGACUCUCAGAGCGAGAAUUCAACUUCGCUAACAGUAUGACUGCGGAUUUCUUUUAUUUGAGUGUGUUUUUAGGGAUUCCCCUAGAAUCCGCUCGGAUCUGAAUUGAUUUAAUGCCAUUCGCCCGCUCGGCAGCGGGGGAAACUCUGCCUUGGCUAACUUCAGCUCACCGGUAACUUCAGCCGGGCUCCUCCCGACGCACAGGCACGGCGGUGUCUUCAGGCUCUUGAGGUCGCUACCUCGGGACGUGCCCCCAUCCCGUCUUAAGGAGCUCUAGAGGACUUGGAGUGCAGGGAAGGUUGAUGGAGCGCGCCGGCUUGCUGGGUCAGUCUUUUGAGAGUUGUUUUCCUUUUGCAGGUGUUUUGAGCCGCUGGGCCCCCUGCUUUUCAUGGUCUUCGACCUUUAGAGGCUGGAGCCUGCAGCCCUCUCUCUUUCAGCCGUGUACCUGCCACGCUGCUGGAGUGGGAAAUCCCGCCCGGGCGCCUCGUGGAAGCGGCUCUUCCCUAAAACCAUCCUUAACUCCUUUCCCCGCUAGACCGAGUUACCUUCCGAUAGACUCAGGCCGCGCUUUGGCAGACGGGCUUCGCCUCUUGCUUUGGCCACCUCCUCGCUUCUCCCAGCCCUCUGGUUUCCAUGCCCUGCAGGGGGUUGCUCCUCUCUCCUCCCGCGGACCUGGGACACCGAAGCCGUGUCAGACGAUGCCAAACGCUUCCCCCAUUUCAUCCCUGUUUGAACUCCGUUUCGCUUUGGUGGUUUGCAAACACAGCUGCUGCUGCUUCAUUAUUUCUUUUUCUUUUUUUUUUUUUCUUUUUUCCUUUCAUGCUGCAAAAUAUAUCUUGAUUUUUAUCUUCCUGGGCCAAACUCUCUUAUUUUGUAAGCUUGUCUGAGGUAGACGGCUCUUGCUUUAUCAGUAAGCGUACGAUUCCUCCUUGCACGGUGCAAGCGCGUUGUGUUUCGUUGGGUCCCUUGGAAAAAUCCUGGGCCACGGUGGAAAAAAAAUGCCUCCAAAUCGCAAGAAUGUUUAUCCCUGGGCUCCGCUGAGGCAUCACCGUGGCGGGCAUCAGCCAGGCUUUGGCUGGUCCUUGCGAGAUGGCUGUGGUGAGGAUGCUCCGACGCCGUUUUUGUGCGGCUGGGGGGGUUGCAGGCUUCAGCCACCCCGAGCAGGGGGAGGUAACGCGGAGAGGUAGGUACAGGGGUGUCGCUGAGAGCCCUCGGAAAGAGGGGGUGCUCGUGGGGGGCCGUCCCUCGUGCCCUCUCCAUCAGACCCGUCCCGUUGCGGGCAGAUGGUGGGGCUUUGCCUGGUUUUUCCCGCAGGAGCUGCAAUCGGAGCCGCCCGUUUUGAAGGUGACUUUGCUGUGCAAAGCCACCGAGGUUUUGGUUUUGUGACGUUGGCGUGAAUGAAAAUGGAAGUUAGUAAGAGGGGAGAGAGGGAGCGGUCAGGGCUCGCUUGUGGGGCUCCAUUCCUCUGCCCGCUGUUAACUGCGUCCGCAGGCACAUGGAAUGGUGGAUUUGUGGGGAUUGGGGGGACCUGGAGGGUCCCGGGGUUUUUUCCCAGCUCUGCCACAGACCUAGAGCAUGAAGCUGGGCUGGAGCCCUCGGUGGGAGGCACCGGCAUCCCCCGACCACCGGCGUGGUUUGGGGUCUCGCCGGGUGCGUGCGUAGGUCCCCCCCUGGUUCAGAGUGGUCCCCGUUGAGCCGGCAGGGUGGUGGGGAGGGUCUGUUCGAGCAGGUGAUGGUUUGUCCAGGGUAGGACGCUCAUUGUCUUGGCCGUGUGUCGGUCACUCGUGACUUUGGGAGGCUGUUUUGGGUCGCUGGUGGGCUCCCUUGUCAGCCGGGUCAGCGCCCCCCGCUUUGGGGGAAGGCUGGAGGCGUGAUGGUGGUUGGAUAUAGCACUAUAAAGGGAAUGUAAAGGGAAUAACAGCUUUGCUGUACCUACCUCCAGGGGUGUUGAGGGCUCAGGGUUUGUGCUCAGCACAGUCCCGGCAGGGCUUAGUCAUGUCUCGUGGCAUCCGGGCACGACACACGCCUUUGCGACUUAUUGCUGCUCGUACCUUGCGGUUCGCAUUAGGGCACAAUCUGCCCGGCCUUUCGGUUUCUCCUCUUCCUGCUCCAGGCAGUGAUGUAGAUUUGGGAUUUCUCCGAGUUUUGGGUUGGUUUUGGGGGUAUUUUUGGGCUGCAUUCAGGGAUUUCCCCAUGUCCCGCGCGGGCUCGCUGCGGCCCCGGGCUGGCGGAGUCGAUGCUUUUUUGUGGAAGGAAACCUUUUCAAGGAACCAGAGUAAAAUGCACUGUAUAUAUGAGAUAUAAAUACAUAGAGAAGCGUAGGGUAACGAUAGGUAGGUAUGCAGAAGUCCAGUAGAUUUGCAUGUCGGGGGUAUGUUUGUCUCUAGGGGAGAGUGUUUAGAGCCGCGGUGGAGGGCGGGGGGGGGAUUGGGAUGGGCAAAGCUGGGCUUGGGAGCAGCCGGAGCCCAGGGGGGCGACGACUUGGGAAUGGACAGGCAGAGCGGCGUCCCUGCUGCACACAACCAGAUCGCUUGGGGUUUUUUUUUGUUUAUUAUUCCCCCCAUUUAUUUUUUCUGCUUUGUUCAUUGUAUGUGACUCACCCCUGGGCCGUGGUGUUGGGAAGCAGGAGUGACGGGUCCUCUCCUCUGCGUGUCCAGCGCGCGUGGGGCAUGACAUGGGCAGGAGACGUCACCUUGCCUCAUCUCUGGUGCAGCCGUUUAAAGACAAAGCACCACCACGCAGAAACCCUUCCCUGAAGUCCCUCUAGAUGCUGCUCUCCGGUUACUCAUGUGAAAGCGUUUGGCUUUGCAUCUGUUCUUCCCGGAGAAGCAUGAGUCAGAAGGGAUGAGAGAGGGACGUGGCUAAAUUUGUCUCUGGGGCUGAGGAACACGGCGCUGGCCGUGCCAGCCGGUCCCAGCGGUGGCUCCUUGGCGGGACGAGAUGUUCUUCACAGUGGCUUUUUUUUUUUUCUUUCUUUUCAAA